AUGUAUCGGCAAAUACUUCUACACCCGGAUGAUCAAGACUUCCAACGGAUUCUAUGGUACAAUCCUAACAACGAACAGAUCAGCUAUAAACUCACGACUGUAACUUACGGCCUCAGUUGUGCCCCCUAUCUGGCUAUUCGGGUCAUGCUUCAACUUGUCGAAGACGAAGGCCAAGAGUUUCCUCUAGCCGUUCCGUCGCUAACCAAGGGACGAUAUGUCGACGACAUCUUCGGCGGAGCUGAUUCUGUAUCAGAGCUUCGGGACAUUGCUCUUCAACUAGAACAAAUUUGUGCUCGCGGAUGCCUUCCACUUCAAAAAUGGACCUCGAAUUCACUAGCGGUUCUUCAACAUCUUGACUCUUCAGCCUUACAACCUGAAGCAGUCUCGAUUAAUUCGGAGGAUUCGACGACAAAGCUUUUGGGGCUAGUCUGGGAUCCAAUCAAGGAUGUGUUCCGGUUCAAUCUUCAGGCAAACUUCUCCUCAGCAAUCACUAAACGGAUCGCACUCUCGGAAACUGCUUCAUUAUUCGAUCCCCUUGGGUUUAUUUCUCCAGUGAUUAUUACUGCCAAGAUCUUCAUGCAGGAGCUCUGGCUCGCAAAACUGCAGUGGGACGAUCUUCUUCCGGAACGACUUCAAUUUCGGUGGUGGCAAUUUCGCGAAAGUCUAAGCGAUUUGCCCCUCAUUUUGAUUCCUCGGUGGCUACAUUCUUCUCCAACGGACUCGGUCGAGCUUCAUGGGUUUUCUGACGCUUCGCAGCUCGCCAUGGCUGCUGUGGUCUAUCUUCGAUCAUCUUUUCCGGACGGCUCGACGUCAGUCAGGCUCAUCUCUUCGAAGACAAGAGUAGCUCCUCUAAAACGGCUGAGUAUUCCUCGCCUCGAGCUUUCGGCUGCUCUUCUUCUGUCUCGGCUUAUUUCAUACGUCCAGAAAAUGCUCCCCCUAAACGGCGCGCCUGUCUAUCUCUGGACGGAUUCAUCGGUUACUCUCACCUGGGUCUCUUCGCAACCAGCUCGCUGGAAAGACUUCGUCCGGAAUCGAGUUUCACUCAUUCAAGACCUGACUUCAACGGCGAAAUGGCGCUUCAUUUCGGGAAAGGAGAACCCAGCGGACUGUGCUUCGCGAGGACUGACUCCUCUUCAGUUGUCCAAGCAUUCUCUCUGGUGGUCCGGUCCCACUUGGCUAAUGAACACUUCGGAAAACUGGCCGGCACAGCCACUAAAUUUUCCCACGGACGCUCCACUUGAGCAUCGGCCCGGCUUCAGCUUCACUUCAAAUCUCGAGCCAAUAGGCGAGAUUUGGGAUCUUGUUCAUCGGUAUUCUUCAUUGACACGACUUCUUCGAAUCACGGCAAUGUGUCAACGGGCGCUUCAUCGAUUCAAGCGCUCCUCACCGGUUCGGACGGACAUACAGCUUACUCCAGACGAUCUUGAACAAGCAAGACUCUUCUGGGUACUACAUAUACAAUCGGCUCAUUUCGCUGCGGAACUUCGGUCAAUCUCAAACGGAAAUUUUUUGACACAGGGUCAUUUCCUGUCGGCCUUGACUCCCUUCAUCGAUUCGCAUGGAACCCUUCGCGUCGGGGGACGCCUGCAGCAUUCCAGUCUAAACUUGGAAGCAAAACAUCCGGCUAUCCUCCCACGUCAUUCGACAUUCACGACGCUCGUCAUCGCUGACGCGCACCUCAAGACUCUUCACGGCGGAACUCAAUCGACCUUGACUCUCCUUCGUUCCAAUUACUGGAUCGUCGGAGGUCGAGCACCAAUAAGAUCAUUCAUUCUUCGCUGCGCUAAAUGCGUUCGGUUUCGAGGACUUCGAGCUCAACAGCUCAUGGGGCAACUUCCGAUCAGUCGUGCUACUCCUUCUCGGGCAUUCCUUCACACCGGACUUGAUUACGCCGGACCCUUCACAGUAAAAACAUGGCGAGGCCGGAAUACGAAAACAUACAAAGGAUAUCUGGCCGUCUUCGUUUGUUUUUCAACGUCAGCUGUUCACUUGGAACUGGUGACAGACUACACUUCGGAUGCCUUCAUCGCUGCCUUUCGGCGGUUCACGAGUCGUCGAGGCAUUUGUCAUACGCUCUAUAGCGAUUGCGGGACGAACUUCAUCGGAGCUGAUGCCCAACUUCAAGGACUCUUCAAAGAAAGUGCGGCAGAAAUGCCACACAUAAUUUCUUCGCUGACUAACAUCGGAACUCGGUGGUCCUUCAAUCCCCCCUCGGCUCCUCACAUGGGAGGAAAGUGGGAGGCCGCCGUCAAAUCGGCAAAACAUCACCUUCAACGGGUUAUCGGGGACUCAGCACUUACGUAUGAAGAAUUUACAACCCUUCUUACGCAAGUCGAGUCAGUGCUAAAUUCACGUCCGCUGGGCGCCAUGUCAGACGAUCCGGAUGACUUCUCUGCCCUGACUCCUGGCCACUUCCUCAUCGGCGAGGCCCUAAAUUCAGUUCCGGAACCUUCGCUCACUUCAACUCCGGAGCUAAAACUUCCGUGCUGGGCCCAAAUUCAACGGAGAUUCCAGCAAAUUUGGCAACGCUGGUCAUCGGACUAUCUUCAACACGGUUUAGCCACUUCCAAGUGGCGACAUCCUCGGAACGAGAUCCAGGUUGGCUCCCUGGUCCUCAUCACGGACGAACGACUUCCGCCUUCAAAGUGGCCGCUCGCCAGAGUGGUCUCACUUCAUCCAGGGGAAGACGAACUCACCCGAGUCGUCACACUUCGCACGGCGUCAUCCACCUUCAAGCGGCCAAUUUCAAAGCUCUGCAUUCUUCCGGUUAUUUCUUCGACAACAUCGGUUGCCGAAGGCGGGGAAAAAAUGGAAUCACCGAGGACAAUAUCGGUUGCCCUCUUACGCGAAUGGGUGGAGGGUUGUCCAGAUCUAGACGCUUUGUUGGACGCUGUGCGUAUCACCAUCCACGUGGCGGAGAUGGCUGGCUCCCGUAUAUCGAGCAACGUCAUAAUCUUCAACGAUGUGGUUGGAAGAUUAAUGAAAAACGAAGAAGGAUAUUAUUUUGAAAAAUUAGAUCUGUGA
Venturia canescens is the source of this 3024-nucleotide messenger RNA. RefSeq lists its product as uncharacterized. Bases 1 to 3024 code for a protein of 1007 amino acids. Gene Ontology annotation, biological process: DNA integration. NCBI's taxonomy places the organism in Eukaryota, Metazoa, Arthropoda, Insecta, Hymenoptera, Ichneumonidae. The record is from RefSeq and is a predicted model, not a curated record. Gene Ontology annotation, molecular function: nucleic acid binding. The transcript is spliced from 2 exons.